Molecule: messenger RNA, 597 nt
Organism: Cokeromyces recurvatus
Lineage: Eukaryota; Fungi; Mucoromycota; Mucoromycetes; Mucorales; Mucoraceae
Exons: 4
Coding region: 1-597 (198 amino acids)
Biological process (GO): pentose-phosphate shunt; pentose-phosphate shunt, oxidative branch
Cellular component (GO): cytosol
Molecular function (GO): NADP binding; phosphogluconate dehydrogenase (decarboxylating) activity
Source: RefSeq, a predicted model, not a curated record
AUGGGCCAAAUAUUAGUGUUAUAUAUGAACAAUCAUAAUUUUACAGUUUGCGUAUAUAACAGAGCUGCUUUCCAAAAUAGUACCCAAAUCAUAAGUGCAUAUUGCAUUGAAGAGCUUUGCUUAAAAUUAAAACGUCCAAGAAAGAUACUGUUAUUGAUAGAAUCAGGCACAGUUGUUGACUCCUUUAUUGAGUUACUUCUGCCUUAUAUAAAUCAAGAUGAUGAUAAUUCUUAUUUUCUAGAUUCUAUUCAUAUGAAUGGUAUUGUAUUUGUUGGUUCUGGUGUUUUGGUCAGUGAAAAAGAUCUCUCAUUGAUGCCAGGUAACGGUCAUUCAAAGAUAUGGUCUAUUCAACCUACCUUUCAAGCUAUUGCCGCUAAAGCUCUUGAUGUCUCUCCAUAUUAUGAUUGGACUAUCAAUAAAUCGAGAACUGGGCGUUAUAUCAAGAUGGAUCACACCAGUAUUGGUGAUAUCCAAUUAAUCUGUAAAAUUUACCUACAUAUUAUAAAAGACGUUGAGGAAAUUACAGCUACUUUUGAAGAUUGGAACAGAGAUGAAUUAGAUUCUUUCUGUAUUGAAAUUAUACGAGAUAUUCUUUGA